Maylandia zebra (zebra mbuna) is the source of this 2064-nucleotide messenger RNA. NCBI's taxonomy places the organism in Eukaryota, Metazoa, Chordata, Actinopteri, Cichliformes, Cichlidae. The record is from RefSeq and is a predicted model, not a curated record.
AUGAGCUGUCAAGCAAAUAUAAAAAAUAGAGAUCGGUCUCCCCACAAUCUGUCAGUGAAGACCAGCUUGGAGGAGGAAAUCGAGAGAGCAGAGAGCAUUCUCAGCAGGGUCCCAUCGAUCUGUGAUGACACAUCCUCGGAGCUGCAAAGAGUCGCUGCUCUCGACCCUCAUGGAGGCAGUUCAAGAAAUUCUUUUCAAAGGACCGGAGCCAUCUCAAGACUGGUGAGCCUGGUGGUGAGACUGCGGGAAUGGGCACACAGGAGUCUUUUGGAGGAGGAGGAGAGGCCAGACUCUUUCCUGGAACGCUUUCGUGGCCCUGAGCUGAGAACGGCCCCCAGUCGCAUCAGCAACACACAACUGGAUGCCAAUGGCAACAAUGCCAAAGGGAUCUUUAGGAAAAAGUGGGAUCUGUUUGUGGUGUCUCCCUCCGAUGACGUAUACUACCGCUGGUUAUUUGUUAUUGCCUUGGCGGUGCUCUACAAUUGGUUCCUUGUUGUCGCGAGGGCAUGCUUUGACGAACUACAAGUGAGCAACUACAUCUGCUGGCUGGUGCUGGACUACCUCUCUGAUGCUCUAUACAUAACAGACACCUGUGUUCGACUCCGGACAGGGUUCCUGGAGCAAGGUUUGCUGGUGAAGGACCACGCCAAGCUAAGAGACAGCUACAUCCGUACAUUACAGUUUAAGCUUGACUUGCUGUCCAUCCUGCCCACUGACCUGGGGUACAUCUCCACAGGCAUCCAUACACCACAGCUCAGGUUUAACCGUCUGCUGCGCUUCCCACGCAUGUUUGAAUUCUUUGACCGCACAGAGACACGCACCAACUACCCCAACAUCUUUCGCAUCUGCAAUUUGGUUCUUUACAUCCUGGUCAUCAUUCACUGGAAUGCCUGCAUCUUCUAUGCUAUAUCUAAGUCUUUGGGAUUUGGCUCAGAUACGUGGGUGUUCCCAAACAUCUCUAAACCCGGGUAUUCCACCUUGACUCAGAGUUAUGUCUACUGUCUCUACUGGUCGACUCUUACCCUUACCACCAUUGGAGAGAUGCCUCCCCCUGUGCGAGAUGAAGAGUACGUGUUUGUGGUCUUUGACUUUCUUGUUGGGGUAUUAAUCUUUGCUACAAUUGUGGGAAAUGUUGGUUCUAUGAUUGCCAACAUGAAUGCCACCCGUGCCGAAUUUCAAGCUCGUAUUGAUGCCAUCAAACACUACAUGCACUUCCGCAAAGUCAGCAGAGAACUGGAGACACGUGUCAUCAAAUGGUUUGACUACCUCUGGACCAACAAGAAAGCAGUAGAUGAGCAGGAAGUGCUAAAGAAUUUGCCAAACAAGCUGCGGGCUGAGAUUGCUAUUAAUGUCCACCUGGAGACCCUGAAGAAAGUACGGAUUUUUCAAGACUGUGAGGCAGGACUGCUGGUGGAGCUUGUGCUUAAACUACGCCCUCAGGUCUUCAGUCCAGGCGACUACAUCUGCAGAAAGGGCGACAUUGGUAAGGAGAUGUAUAUCAUUAAAGAAGGGAAGCUGGCUGUGGUGGCUGAUGAUGGGGUCACACAGUACGCUCUCCUCACCGCUGGUAGCUGCUUCGGUGAAAUCAGCAUUUUGAAUAUCAAAGGUAGUAAAAUGGGAAAUCGUCGGACAGCCAACAUCCGCAGCUUAGGUUACUCUGACCUCUUCUGCCUCUCUAAGGACGACCUGAUGGAGGCAGUGACUGAGUAUCCAGAUGCUAAGACCGUGCUAGAGGAAAGGGGCCGGGAGAUUCUGAUGAAAGAGGGUCUUCUGGAUGAGAAUGCUCAGAGUGGCGGGCUACAGAAAGAGGACACAGAGGAGAAGGUGGAACGGUUGGAGUCCUCUUUGGACACCCUUCAGACUCGGUUUGCCCGGCUACUCAGUGAAUACACACACACUCAGCAAAGGCUAAAGCAGCGUGUCACUCUGCUGGAGCAUUUCCUCAAUCAAACAGACUGCUGUGCAGAGGCAAAUGUGAAUGACAUGGAUGAAGGUGCAGGGACAGUCACUGAAAAUGACUCUGGGUUUGUUGCCCAUACAGAUGGAUCACCAAUAAGACUUUAG